Molecule: messenger RNA, 1578 nt
Organism: Corylus avellana
Lineage: Eukaryota; Viridiplantae; Streptophyta; Magnoliopsida; Fagales; Betulaceae
Product: Pectin lyase-like superfamily protein
Molecular function (GO): pectate lyase activity
Source: RefSeq, a predicted model, not a curated record
ACCGUUCGAGUCGUUAUGUUUAACGGCCAGUCCAAUCUUUGAUUCAAGCUCAGAUCUCGAGCUCCCUCCAACGGUGACGAACAUGGCGUCCCUACCAUACGCUGAUGUGGACUCCAGCCUGAGAGCACUGGCGGCGCGGGCCGAGGGGUUCGGGAGGUCAUCGGUCGGAGGCCUCCACGGACCGGUCUAUUGCGUCACCACUCUCGCAGAUGAUGGUCCGGGAUCCCUUCGUGAAGGAUGCCGGAGAAAAGAGCCACUCUGGAUUGUUUUUGAAGUUUCGGGUGUGAUUUGUCUUUCUUCUUACUUGAGUGUAUCGUCUUAUAAGACAAUUGACGGCCGGGGCCAAAGGAUAAAGCUCAUGGGCAAGGGCUUAAGGCUGAAGGAAUGUGAACACAUAAUUAUAUGCAACCUUGAGUUUGAAGGUGGUAGAGGGCAUGAUGUUGAUGGUAUUCAAAUAAAGCCAAAUUCAAGGCACAUAUGGAUUGACCGGUGCAGUCUUCGUGAUUAUGAUGAUGGACUUAUCGAUAUUACCAGACAAAGCACUGAUAUAACUAUUUCAAGAUGUUACUUUACGAAACAUGACAAGACAAUGCUUAUUGGGGCAGACCCCUCUCACAUUGGUGAUAGAUGCAUUCGGGUGACAAUUCAUCAUUGUUUUUUUGAUGGGACACGGCAAAGGCACCCUCGUGUUAGAUUUGGAAAAGUUCAUCUAUACAACAAUUACACCAGAAACUGGGGCAUAUAUGCUGUUUGUGCCAGUGUAGAAUCACAGAUAUACUCUGAAAGCAACAUAUACGAAGCAGGACAGAAGAAAAAGACUUUUGAAUAUUAUACAGAGAAGGCAGCAGAUCUGGAGGAGGCAAAGACUGGCUUUAUAAGAUCGGAGGGAGACCUGUUUCUGAAUGGAGCUCAAGCUGGCUUAUUAACAGGGGUCGGGGAAGAAUGUGUGUUCCAUCCAAGUAAAUUUUACCCAACAUGGACAACGGAAGCACCAUCAGAUUCUCUUAAAAAUGUUCUCCAAAUAUGUGCAGGUGGUGGAGGUGGGAACUGGUCCAGGUCUGCUGGGAAACAACCUGGAAAGAAUUGAAAAGGAAGGAUUUCGUUUAGUAAUGGCAGUUUUCUCUAAAUUCAUGAAUAUGCCGCAUCCUUGCCUUCCGUCAACCCCUCUUAUUCAGCCAUUGCCUCCUUACAGGGGCCAAUUCUGCCAUUAAGACAAAGUGACUGACUUGCUCCAACCCAGAUUUUCAGUCCCCUCCAGUGAAACCCAGGAAGUUUUUCGUGUCCUUUUCAUGAGACAGACAUAAUUCCUUGGUUUCGAGUCAAUCUGAAUACCAAAGAUAGCAGAGAGAAGCAUCUUAUUGUACACACCGUAGCUUUUAAAAUUACUGAUAAUCAAAAUUUAAUAAUAAUUUUAAAAACUGUCAUUCAUGUUCUGCUCACAGUGUGGGCACCUCAAUACAUACAAAAUGAGAAAUGUUUGUUUGAAAUGGAAAUGAUCUGUCUCCGUUAUACAUUGAGAGAUGAAUAGCUCACAUGAUGUGAGUGAAUUAUAAAGAUACUCAUGGGUGUUAAAUCUCA